This is a messenger RNA of Spirodela intermedia, 471 nucleotides long. The record is from the annotation of a GenBank genome assembly. Lineage: Eukaryota; Viridiplantae; Streptophyta; Magnoliopsida; Alismatales; Araceae.
AUGAACUCCCUCCUGGAGAACUUCCAGAAGAGGAGGUUCCUCCCAUCAAGGCCACUGCAGGACGACCUUCCCGUGUCCCGGGCGGCGGCGGCGGAGGCCAAGAUCGGCCUGAGGAGAAGGCUCUCCUCCUCCGUCAGCAUCCAGUCGCUUUCCUCGGCGGCGGCGGCCUCCUCCACAUGGGCCUUCCGGCGAUCCAAGUCCAUGUCCUCCGUUGGAGAGCUCGCCGGAGGAUCCCUUAGGAGGUGGUGGGACUGGGGCUGGGGAUGGGUACUCUCCCGGAAGCCCUCCUUCACCCGCGAUCUCGAAAUGAACGACCAGGAGACGGCGCUUCUCGGCUGCCACAACAAGGGCAGCUUGCGGCACUUCUUCUACAAGGUACGCUCGGAGCUCAUGAGGAUCGUCGGCUCCGGCGGCGAACCCGCCGACAACUACGCCCAUCACUUCCACGCCGCCGCGAAGGCCGACGGCUGA